ACUUGCUUCCAGCAAAUGAUUAAUCUCUGUUUUAAUGAUUAUCGUGUUGAGGUUUACAGGGGUUUAAAAGCAGCAGACUGCAAGAAUUUGAAAAGAAAAAUGCUGCCAUUAAUAUUCUUUCUUGUCACUCUGGUUCUAGCUUUAGGAUAUGGUUUAUUUUGGCUCGAAGCAUUCAGUUCCCUUUCGGUCUUUCUGGGAUUGCCUGACAGCCCUGUGACUCACGCAUUAAUCCUGGUGAUAUUCCUGACUGCUUUGUGUUCGAUUCUGCCUUUUAUCCCCAGGGGCUCGAUCCAGAUUGAUGGGAAAGCAGUUUUGAUCACAGGCUGUGACACUGGAUUUGGAUUUGCACUUGCCAAACAUCUGCAUGCAUUAGGUUUCACUGUGUUUGCAGGAUGCUUGCUAAAGAAUCAGAAUGGAAAUGGAGCCAAGCAAUUAGAGGCCAUGAAAUCAAAUCGGAUGAAAGUCCUUCAGCUGGAUGUGACAAGUGACGAACAGGUCUCACAAGCUUUACAGUUUGUCAGAAAAAAUCUAGAAGACCCUGAUAAAGAUCUGUGGUGUAUUGUGAAUAAUGCUGGAAUUAUUACGUAUGGAGAAGUGGAAUUUACAAGUUUACGGAAGUACAAGGAAGUGGCAGAAGUUAACCUGUGGGGGACCGUACGAGUCACUAAAGCAUUUUUGCCACUCAUUCGCAGAUCAAAAGGUCGGAUUGUAAAUAUCGCAAGCAUGGCAGGACGGUUCAGCUUGUAUCUGUGGUCUGCCUAUGCUAUGUCAAAGUUUGGUGUAGUAGCUUUUUCUGAUGCCUUAAGAAAUGAAAUGCAUCACUGGGGUGUCAAAGUCAUUCUCAUUGAACCUGGAAUGUUUGCGGCUGCCACAAACCUUCUUACACAUGACCGGAUACAGACUCUUGCAGAAGAGAUAUGGAGUGAAGUUUCCGAUGCUGUCUGUGAAGAUUAUGGAAAGCCAUAUUUAGAUAAGCAAAUGCAUGCUGUCAACGACAUGUGUUCUUCAGGUACAAAGGAUAUGUCACCUGUUAUAACAGAUAUCACAGAUGCAGUCACUUCAAGGUUUCCAUAUACUCGUUACAACCCAAUGGAUGCUUACUGGUGGAUAAAGCUACAGCUUUUUACUCAUCUUCCCGCUGCUUUUACAGAUAUUUUUAAUCACUUUUAGCAUCUAGUAGCUGGCAUACUAAUAUCUGUUAUGCUUUGAUACUAAAAUGAAAUGUAUUUGACCCUUACAAAUAAAGGAAAGCACCAGUUUCAACCUUUAAGUUAACUGUUUAUGCCACAAAUUAAUGGCAGACAAAUAAUAUGGUCUGGCUAGAUUAAUAAUAUUUUACGUUUUGACAAAAAUACUACCUUUAACUUCAUCCCGAAUAAUUUGUUUUUUCUAAUCAUUAGCAUUUUAUAUAUCUUUCAGAAACACCAUACUAAGUUUUAAGAAACAACAAAAAGGAUUAUGAUAAAGUUUCCAGGCAUAACCCAGUUGUUAUGUCUGAGAAAUGGAUGUCAAGAAAUUCACCAUGACAGUUGAUCACAAUGAAGCUCAAAAGGUGACUCAUUUUGUCAUUCAUUAUAAGAGCAUAUAGCUGCUAGUUUUGAUUGCUGAGGCCCAGUCAUAAUUCAUUGUAGUACUUGGAAAAUUUCCCUGCUCCGUGUACUAAUAGUUACAGGGAGAGCAAAAAAAUUGUAGCAGUACUUAGUGUACUAAAAGCUCUGAAAGUUAUAAUGCAGUAAUGUUGGUACAGAAUUGUUCAUAGUACACAGAGAUUUAGCUGCUUCAGUGUUCUACUAAGUAAAGAGAAAAGAAAAUGAAAGGAAUUAUACAAGUGCUGUAUGUGUUACAGUUUUGAAAGCUGUAACAUACUAAGCAUAGCUCUCAAAUGGAUCAGGGACAAAUCCAGAAAUAAUCAAGGAAAUCAGGGACACUUCUUAAAAUGCUAUUACUAUUAAGUUGACAUGUUGACAGAAUAAGAGAAUGUGAAUUAAUUUACUUUUUCUGAAAUAAAAAAUAAGAUACAUUUCUCCAACUUUAAUUACUGUCAUUAUUUAUUAAGUGUAAUUUACCCUUUUCCUCCAAAUGUUACCAAUUAAGGGGGGAUUAAGAGGGUGAGAGCUAAAAUUUCUGGUGAAUUCAGAGACAGUUGAGAGGUAUGACAAAUGCUGUCUCAGACAGCAGUCAGAAGGAGAGUACAUCUCUGUAACUAUAGCAGCUUUAAAAGCUGUCAUACACCUCAUGAUACCAUAGCAAGAAGAUGUAUAGCAGCAUGGAUUGUAUUACAGCUUUUAAAGAUGGGUUUGCUUGACACCUAGCUGCUGAUUAUUCUCAAACACAAAAAUAGAGAGUAAGUGUUGAAAUGAGCUUAACAAAAAUUUGUUAAAAAAAUUGCCUUUCUCAAUUCUGGACUAUAAUUACAGCACUCCAUAUAUUGCAAAAAUUGAACAUAUGUGUAUCUUACUAGAAUUUAAGACCAUUUGAGGUGGAAAGAAGCAUGUCUUCACAUGGGGGGGGUGGAUCUACAUGAGUAUAUGUAACAUUUCACAGUGGAAAUGUUAGACAUUCUGUGUAGUUAUUUGACAUCUGUGUAGUGCUGCCAGUUCAGUCAACUUUCUUUCAGGUUAUGCAGAAGUGUAAGGAAACCAGAUCACAUGGAACUCUGAAUAAGGCUAAAUACUGUACUUUUCUUUUCAAGUAGGUAAUAAAUUAUAUAUAUGAACAGGUACACAUGCACUUCACUUUAAUCAUUUCUAUGUUUUAAACCAUUUGUAUGCAGUAUUUUCAUAUUCAUUAUUUCUCCACUUUGAACAUUUUUCAGCAUUUUAAGUAGCCAUGAAUGAUCAUGUUAUUAAUGAUACAUUCUACUGCAUUUCAGCUAUGUGCUUUGUAUCAAUUAUUCUAUCAUUUUUCAGUCAAUUUUACGUAGGACUUACUGCUCCGAUACAUUAAGGCAUGUGUGAACUUCUGUUUCCAUAGGUGUACAAGGGAACAUGGAAAUUCAGAUUCUUUAAUCUCAUUGCUAAAGCUGUUGGUUUCCUGUUUUUGUGCUUAGUCAAAAAUGUAAUGAUACAGUGACAUUUUGCUAUGUGAUGUGGUGACUGUUGUUAUUUGUUUCAAAUUAACAAGGCCACAUGGCCCUGCAGUAUAAUAAAGGAUUCCUUGUUUUAUCCACAUAAA
Molecule: messenger RNA, 3174 nt
Organism: Protopterus annectens (West African lungfish)
Lineage: Eukaryota; Metazoa; Chordata; Ceratodontiformes; Protopteridae
Product: D-beta-hydroxybutyrate dehydrogenase, mitochondrial-like
Exons: 5
Coding region: 16-1170 (384 amino acids)
Molecular function (GO): oxidoreductase activity
Source: RefSeq, a predicted model, not a curated record